AUGGGUCCAUCCUUUCGAAUUGUGAUAAUCUACGGAAGUCAGACCGGUACUGCUCGUGGCAUUGCAGAUAGGCUUGCUUUGCAAUGCUGUAAGUUGCUUCGGCUGCGUAACUAUCCAGCUGACUGUCCCACGUCGCUCAUUCACCUAUGUUGCGCAAACGACUAUACGCCUCUGCAGCAACUGGCACACGAACCUGGUCCGGUAAUUUUUGUCUGCUCCACCACCGGUUGUGGUGAUCCUCCUGACAACAUGGCUACAUUUUGGCGCAAACUCAUGAAUGUUCGUCUUCCUGAGGGCAGGACCUUCCCCACUUCCCUUCGGUUUGUUGUUCUCGGUGUUGGAGAUUCCUCCUAUAAGCAUUACAAUUAUGUAGCGAAAAAGCUUUAUCGACGCAUGGUCCAUUUGGGAGCUUCUCCUCUUCCUGUUUCUAUGGCGUUGGCUGAUGCUGAACAGGAUAUUGGAUUAGGCCUGGCCGAUGAGUCUGCAGCUGAAGGUCUUGUGGCCUGCCUCCAGCGUUUUAUGCCUUCUUUGUGGAACACUAUACUUAAUCACUAUUCUGACUCUGUGCAACCCAUUGGUUCUCUUGCUUUUCCAAUCACAUGGGAUGCCCUAGAAUCAUCGGAAUUCAUUGCCACUUUGCAGCCAAGAUUUUUGGCACGUCGAGUCCGGAAGAUUGAGUGUGGCGAGCUUAAUCUUAUCAAUGGCAAUCAUUAUCGUAAUGAGGAGGUGCUUACAGACAUAAUAGAGACAACGGUAGCCAGAGAUGAUGCUCUUUUUAAGACACCUGCAAUGCCGUCAGCUGCAGCUUGGUUUGUGAUCAAAGCCAAUGAACGCAUAACUCCGAAUAAUUAUUAUCAGGAUACACGACUUAUUAAACUGGAGGCUGAGAAUAAGGAUUUGCCGAUUGACUUCCUUCCGGGCUGUGUCCUACGAGUGCAACCUAGAAACCUUCCAGAAGAUGUGUUAGGCUUUUUCAAAGUCACUGGUCUCGAUCCUAAUGUACGCAUCUCUAUCCGAACGUUGACGAAGGAGCUACAUCCAGGCCAACAUAUUGUCUCUUUCACACUGCCUGGUCGCCUCCAGCAAGUCUGCGCGUCCGAUGGCAUCUCUCUCGCCUGGCUUGCCGCGCACUACUUCGACCUCAACUCUAUUCCUACGCGAACCUUCUUCUCGGAAUUUGCUGCUGCCCAUAAAUGGCGGCCAACGGGAACUAAAAACGAUGAACGCGUUGCAAUGGAGUAUGACCGGUUGAAGGAACUCGGCCAGGCCUGCACUCCUGACGCCGUAGACGACUUCUACGAUUACGUGAAUCGGCCCCGCAGAAAUCUCAUUGAGGUCCUUGGGGAUUUCCCUUGUACCACAUCCUUUAUCCCCGCCGAACAAUGGAUAAAUAUUCUUCCCGGGCCUCCACUCUCGCGACCUUAUUCCAUUGCUUCCGCCUCACCCACUGUCGAACUGCUCGUUGCCGUAGUGACUUACCGAACGCGAAUGCUAACCCCAAGACGGGGCUUAGCAUCGACCUAUUUGGCACGUAGUAAGGUUGGCACACGCGUGUCAGCUUGGAUCUCCCGUCCCUCCUAUGGUUUUGAUUUCUCUUACCAUCUUUCAUCUGUUCCGCGGCCUCCUCCGUGCAUCCUUGUGGGACCCGGCACCGGUGUGGCUCCCUUCCGUGCCUUCAUACAAUACCAGCAUAAAUCCUCGUCGGAAGCCUUUAAUGUCCUCUUUUUUGGAUGUCGCUUCUCCCACCGUGAUUUCUACUUCGAAGAGGAGUGGCGGGCCUUGGAGGCGAUGGGCUGUCUGAAGCUGGUGACGGCCUUUUCACGCGAGGGAGGGCGCCUUACAACAGCUAAAAAUCGCACUUAUGUGCAGCACCGAAUUCGCGAAAACUCCGAUUUGGUGUGGUCGGUGUUGGGCGAGGCUCAGGGCAGCGUGUUCAUUGCAGGCAAUGCGAAAAACAUGCCAACUGCGGUUCGUGAGGCCAUCAUCGAGGCAGCACAAAGGAGCGGUGGGCUGUCUCAAUAUGAAGCUGAGUCGUUUGUUAGCAAUCUUGAGAGCUCAGGGAGAUACCAAGCUGAAGUCUGGAUGUGA
Messenger RNA from Hydatigera taeniaeformis, 2088 nucleotides. The record is from the annotation of a GenBank genome assembly. Lineage: Eukaryota; Metazoa; Platyhelminthes; Cestoda; Cyclophyllidea; Taeniidae.